AGUCAUACUCUUGUAUAAAAUUGAGUCUUGAAAUAUUACAACAAGUCUUUCAACAUGGUCCAUGGAUGGCACGCCAUAUUUGUGAGUGGUCAAAGAAUUGGAUUGCAACCAAGACUUUACCUGUCUCUCAACAAGGUUACAGAAAAUAUACACCAGCUCUUAUUGACAAUGAGAACAUACAAAACUCUUGCUUACGUUUUAUUCGUACUAUUGGUGAAAAGAUAACUGCUAAAAAGUUUCAAGAUUAUGUUUAUAAAAAUGUUUUACCACAUGUUACUAGCUCUCGCACUUUAAUUUCAUUAGAAAUAGCUCGAAAAUGGUUUUGCCAUCUUGGUCUUUCAAGAUUAGGUGAUGGUUGGUUUAUUAAUGCACAAGGUGAACGAGUUACUCAGUCAAUGAUUUUUUCUAAAGAUCUUCCUCCUGAUGAUCCUAAUUAUAUCUUCUGUGAUGAACCAAAAGGUAUUCGAAAGAUACUUCGUGAGUGUAAUUUAUGGCCUACUGAUGGUCUAAGAUUAAAGUGUGGAAAUAACUAUUAUGAACCAAGCACACCUGAUUGUUGUACACAUCAUUUGUU
Dentiscutata heterogama is the source of this 574-nucleotide messenger RNA. The record is from the annotation of a GenBank genome assembly. Lineage: Eukaryota; Fungi; Glomeromycota; Glomeromycetes; Diversisporales; Gigasporaceae.